Molecule: messenger RNA, 3934 nt
Organism: Asterias rubens (European starfish)
Lineage: Eukaryota; Metazoa; Echinodermata; Asteroidea; Forcipulatida; Asteriidae
Product: fatty acid hydroxylase domain-containing protein 2-like
Exons: 7
Coding region: 136-1224 (362 amino acids)
Biological process (GO): sterol biosynthetic process
Molecular function (GO): iron ion binding; C-4 methylsterol oxidase activity
Source: RefSeq, a predicted model, not a curated record
GCGGGCAUAAAUACUGCGUUGUGCUGAUCGACAGGUCAGACAAUUUUCAGACAAAUUGAGAGACAACAACAACGGACAGUUUAUGGUUAAUAGUUUCAAGUAGACCAAGGACUGCAUCGCUAGAUACGUGGAAAGAUGGCGGCUUGUGAAAUGGGAGAGGAGAGCUGCUGUGCUGGGCCUAGCAGGGCACCAGCCAACAACAACUCGGAGUCGCAGGAUAAGAAGGCGCCAAGCGCAGAGUUGAUGAGCCAAUGGGCGGACACCAUCAAGAAGGUUGUGUUUAUCGUGGGAGGGGCCAUCAUCGUCUUUGCCGCAGCAUGCAACUCCCUGACGUGGCACAUGCAGUCAUUCUGGGGAGCCUCUGGUGAUUUCUGGAAUCGGCAUUGGAUGAAAAUAUAUAACGCUUUUGGAGGGAACAUCUUCUUGCUUAGUGUGGUUGGCAGCCAAGCUGUGACUAUGACAUUUUACUGGUUGUUCAGUGGGUUCUUCUUGAUCAUUGACGUCACAGGCAAACCGGCCUUUGUGCUGAAGUACAAGAUUCAAGACGACCAAAAUAUGCCGGUGGCCUGGCUUAAGCUCAAGAAUGCUCUUAAGACAGUUCUCUUUAACCAGAUGUUUGUCAAUCUGCCGUUCUCAGUGGUGCUUUACUUCAUCAUGCAAUGGCGUGGUGGUAGCGUCCAUGCCGAUUUGCCGACCUUUAAAUGGGUGCUUCUAGAGAUUGCCGUGUUCCUCAUCUUCGAAGAGAUAGGAUUCUAUUACUUUCACAGACUUCUUCAUCACCCACGCUUCUACAAACACUUCCACAAGAAGCACCAUGAGUGGACCGCACCCAUCGGGGUGACGGCCAUCUACGCCCAUCCAGUGGAGCACAUCUUGGCUAAUAUGCUACCAUCGGUUAUCGGACCACUCAUCAUGGGCUCCCACUUAGCAAUCCUCUGGAUGUGGUUUAUUAUCGUGGAGGGAUCGGCUAUUGUUGCUCACUGUGGUUACCAUUUCCCAUUGCUGCCGUCACCAGAGGCACAUGAUUUCCACCACCUGAAAUUCACCAACUGUUUCGGCACCUUGGGCAUUCUGGACCGUCUGCACGGCACGGACAACCUCUUCCGUGGGAGCAAGAAGUACUCGCGUCACACCUUGCUACUCGGCGUUACACCCCUCUCCCAGACCUUCCCUGAUGAUCCAAAGGAGAAGCAGAAGCAGAAGCUGGAGACGAAGACAGACUAAAAUAAAACGGUAAACUCCUCCAUGGUGCUAGACACAGAUCUCAACAUCUCUUAUUAUGACAGCAGUAUUUUGCAUUGUGUUAUACAUUAACCUUCCCGAAGCCUGGUUCAUACUUCCUGUGAGUGCCAAUGCGAAGCAGAUUUUGACAUCACAGCCCGGUUUUUCGCUGCAAAUAUUUUGCAAGAGUUGAACACAUUUAAACUGUUGCGAAUUAUUCGUUGCGAGUUUGUGACUUCAAAACUCGUAUCACAUUAUCAGGAAGUAUAAUGCAUGAACCAGGCUGCAGAUGAGUCUUAACCUUUCAGAAAUCUAAUCUAAAAUCUAAAAAUAAAAUUGCAAAAAAUGGCCUGUUGUUGCACAUCAUUCAUUUUCAUGCAGUAAGCACGGGAAGGUUAGCAAGCCUUUUUGUGUUCUUACUGAUGUGCUAUUAAAUGGACAGUAAGCACAAAUUCAGGGUUUAAGCAGCCCUGUGAAAUUUGGUCCAGGCGAUAUACUGUUGUGUUCCUAAACUAAAGAAAUACAAAGUUAUGUUCAUGUGGGAAACAACUUUUAAGUUUUUUUUAAAUAAAUGUCUGAUGUGUCUAGUGCCAUCAACAAGAGAAUUAUCAAACUGGACCAGUCACUGAUGGGUGAAGGUGUUUAAAGAAAUAAUAAUGUUUAUAGAAUAUAAGCUGCAGCACAAUGCAAGGUUAUAAUAAUAAUAAUAUUAAAGAGGUAUAUAUUAUUGCACAAAACAAGAUAGAUUCUAUCUUAUUGUUUCGUGUCAUCAGGCCGUCCGUUAAACUUUGAAUCGGAAAAGUUUAGGCUGAAUAUCUAAGUGGGUUUUAAAAUGGAUAAUUUAGCCUAUACUCUGAAUCUUUAUGAUAAAACAAUAAAAUAAUUAGAUGUCAAUGUAAAUAAGCGCAUAAUUCGUAAAAAGGGAAUUGUAAUGUCAUUUCCUGACCUAAGUAUGCUAAAUGACCUAAGUAUGCUAAAUUACCUUAGUAUGCUAAAUGACCUAAGUAUGCUAAAUGACCUAAGUAUGCUAAAUGACUUAAGUAUGCUAGUUAAAAUGUUGGGAAAGAAGUUACUAACCAAAGCCCUUAUUCAUUGAGCUGCUUAAGCAGAAAACAGAUUUUCUGCUGAGCAAAAUUAUGCAGGAUACCAGUUAGAGAUUUGUACACUUGACAUGUUUUUUGGGGCUGGUAACCUUUUUCUUUGUUUUUUGUGAAACUGUUCUGCAGCUCCAUGAAACUGGGCUUCUUUUUUUUUUGCUCGCUGGUUGGUCGGAUAGACUAGUUUGUGCAUUGAGACAACCCUGCAUAUGGUCAUAGUGGAAAACUUCCAUAACAGUGUUUUUGAGAAAUAAGUUAAACAUUUAGUUUUGAUCUUGCAGGUCCAAAAGUGAAAAGCAUUUAGAAGGCUCCGUAAUUACAGCUGUGUUGGUUCACAUAAUGUGUGAAUGUUGUAUUCAGAACUCCAAAAUAAUCAUUGCGUUCUAUUUAUGGAAAUGUUAGUCGAAUUGCUUAUGUUGCUUAAAACUUAUGUUAAUUUAUUUCUGUGACUUUUAUUCAUUUGUAAAAUAUAUAAUUUAUGUUUUAAUGUUUUUAAGUAAUGUAUAUGUAUACUAUAAUAUACUAUACUAUGUAUAUGUAUACAUCGCAAAACGAGAAAAGCCCGAUUUCACAGUGAUUUUACUCUUUAACUCACUGAAGUAACCCACACCUUGAUCCUCGUUAUUUGACAUUGUUUUCAAAAUAAACCAAAAAGAGACAAAUAAAAAAACUUGUCUACCCCACAUGUUAAAAAUUCUAUAGCUAAAAACCAUCCAAACAGUGUGGACAACUGCAUUUUGAAACCAACCUUGUAUGCCAUGACAAAAUGGGCGGACACAAUGUUUUUUUAAAAUGAUUCUGCAAGACUUAGGAAUCGGCCUAUUUUAGUUUCCAUAAGACCAAUUUUUGAGCAUUGCCAUAAAGUAUGGCAUGUGACACAUUUUCCACCAAUCAAAUGGCAAAGAUCUGUGUUUGGUGGUAGACCUAUAUACAUGUAAAUGUAGUGCCAACACACUAACCCUAUUCCUAAAUCCCGUGCAUGAAAAUGUCUUAACUAAUAAGGAUUGAGGACUGUAGGCCUAGGCCUAACUAACUAUUGCUUAUAAUAAAAUUAUACCAAGGGGCAUUGAAGGGUUUUAAUUUGUGUUAAAAAUGUGUUUUACCUAUAAAAAUCUUUUUCUGUACAAUAAAUGUAUUUUUAUUGAGUGGUUUAUUUUAAAAUAUGAGAGCACUUUAAAUUGUAAAGCCAAAGAUAUUAUUAAGCGCUUAUUCUGUGCACAAUAACAAUGCAAAAUGUUAAAGCCUUUAUGUAGCAUGGAGGUACAAACCUCCUUGGGUAUAGUGAGUGACUGUGUAAACUUAUAUAUACAUGUACUUGUACUAUUGUUUUGGCUUUUAGUAGUAUGUAGAACUGGGUGGUAUGAAUUUUUAUUAUUUAUCACAGCAUGUGUGAAAUUGCAUGCUUGAAAAUUAUUUAUCCAGAAAUGUCUAUGAAUGAAGGUGUCAUCACUAGUAUUUUGGCUGCGAAAAAUAAGACAAGGUUAUUUUUUAGUUUUGUGAAGAAAGAACAGUUAUAUCUAGUCUCUGAGAUUGUAAGAUAAGAGUACCCGGUAGUUACUGUUUGGGGGGAUAUGAAUUGCACAACGAUUAGUGCUCAGGACAGUUUUUAAAGGCAG